CCUCAGCAUGGUGGAUGGUGUGAGUGUGAGGAGAAAUAAUUCAUGAAGAAAUAUUGUUUAUUUUUUUUCCCAAAAUUAUUAUUUAAUAAUUUUAUUGAUUUAUAGAAUUUCAUUCAGGCAAGGGCACUUACAACCGAAUAAUGUUAUCUUUACAGACAUGUUGCAGGGUUCUGUGUAGUAAGGCACACAUGACAAAAACAUACCUGUGCCGGAGUACGCUACGUUCCUGGUGUUCUAAGACUCAAGAUGGCGUUCUUAUGUCUUCUCGGAACAUAAGUACAUCGUUUAGUGUUAACGCUUCCGUCGAUAAGGGAGGCGCGCCCCAAAGACAUCCAAAAAUAAACCGAAAUAAAGCAAAGGGCUCCCCUGUUAAACCCUUCACAGUGUUUUCCGCAGGAGCGUCCAAGAAAAGGUCCGAGAUGCAGCCGAAAGUAGAGGCGCGAAAUGACAGAGAGCCGUCUUCCAGAAACUUCCAGUCGUCGGUCCCGUCUACACCUUUGCUGCCCAAAGAAUGGAGCCGGGUGAAAGAAGAAUAUGGCAGGAUACAGGGGUUUGAAGAAGUCAUGAUGGCGAAAUUAAUUUCAGGUGAACGUCACAUCGAUGUUGCCCGAUCGCUUUUGACUUUUGCGGGGAAGGAAUCGUGUGGCAUCAGCUAUAAAUUACUUUUGAGAUACUUGGCCUUGUGCGUAAAGCAGGAUCAGGUGACCGAAAUAUACGACGUGUAUGAUUUGAUGAAGGCGAAAUUCAAGUCUUUCGAUACUGGAGCCUACAGCUUGUUUAUUAAAGGAUUCAGCCAAACCGAUCGCUGGCGAGAAGCAAUCGCUUUGUUGGAAACUAUCAAGAAAACGGUCUCUCCUUCCUCAGGAAACUAUAGAGAUUGUAUUAAGGGGGCUGUUGAACACGGAGAGGAACAGUUGGCAUUAAAGCUUUAUAAAGAGAUGCUGCAGAGUGAAUUAACACCGUGUGAUGACACCAUCCGGUCUUUGUUUAACGCGGGCGGGCGCGUACACACCAAGUCUUUUAAGAAUGAGCUCCUUUGUAUCCUGGAUUACUUAAGGGACAAUCAGAUCUAUCCUGGGGAACCUCUCAUGGAGAGUAUAAAGUCUUGGUUCGAAAGUAUUCCUAAUGAAAGCUGGACAGGACAGGCGAGCAGCGCCACCCAUAACGGCCACUGUCAGGCUUGCGGGCAACAGCUGGAGUCCAUUCAUCUGAAGCCUGAAGAGUACGAUGUGUUAAAGGAUGUCUUCCUUAACAGUGUUAUCAAAGGACCCGACACCUUCCGUAAAACCACACCGCAGGAGCUGCAAGAUUUUCAGGAGUUUGUUAAUUCCCGUCCUCCGUAUGAUAUUGUUGUCGACGGACUGAAUGUCGCUCACAUCUCCCCAAAAGGAGUACGGUCACAGAAUCUCCUAGAUGUGGUGUCGAGCCUGGCCAGCGGGGGGAGCCGCGUACUGGUGCUGGGAAGGAGGCACAUGUUGCAGGACUCCCGGGUAUGGCAGAGGCGGCACUUGGACCUGCUGCAGCAAAGAGCGGACUGCUUCUUCCUUCACAACACGUCAGAAGAUGACCCUUUCCUGCUUUAUGCCAGUUUGUACUCCGGAAAUCAUUGUUACUUUUUGACCAGAGACCUAAUGCGAGAUCACAAAGCCUCUCUGCCUGACCCUCAAACCCGACGUCUUUUCUUUAAGUGGCAACGGGGACAUCAGCUGAUAAUUCCCUUCUAUGCACCAGGAAGUAAAGUUUAUCUUCAGCCCACGCGGUGUUAUGAUACUAUACUACAGAGUACGGAUCUCUCCUGGCACGUUCCUUACGAUAAGAUGGGAGUCACGAGAGCUACAUUUGAAGUGCCUGAAACCUGGCUGUGUCUACAGAAGAAACUCUAGAAGGGGAACUAUUCUCUACGACCCAAUUGUCUUGGGUAUUUUUCCACUGUCCCGCGAUAGCUUGACUCAUACACAUCUGACCUAAUUUACUGGCCUUCCAGUGAUCUGCCCAAUGGUCUGCCAUCCAUUGUCCUCUGUUAUUGUGACUUCACUCCGAGAAAAAGUGCCACCUGCUUGUUUUGUAUGGGUUUUUUUUUGUAAAAAUAACGGAACUAACAUUUCAAUAAACCAAUGGAUGUUGAAUACUA
Molecule: messenger RNA, 2131 nt
Organism: Spea bombifrons (plains spadefoot toad)
Lineage: Eukaryota; Metazoa; Chordata; Amphibia; Anura; Pelobatidae
Gene: PRORP
Product: protein only RNase P catalytic subunit
Exons: 7
Coding region: 141-1883 (580 amino acids)
Biological process (GO): tRNA 5'-leader removal; mitochondrial tRNA 5'-end processing
Cellular component (GO): mitochondrial ribonuclease P complex; mitochondrion
Molecular function (GO): protein binding; ribonuclease P activity
Source: RefSeq, a predicted model, not a curated record